ACAGACAGCUCACACAGUCUCUCUCUCUUACGUGUAGUUACUGUCCGAAAGGCAGAAAUAUAAACCAUCUUUGUCUUCUUUCUUGUUUCGGUUGAGAGUGCUGUAGUAUAACAUUUCUUCUAGGAGCUAUAAUUAAUAAAUCUCAGUUUGCUUUGAGAUUGAACUGAUUUUAAAUUUAAGAUGCAUUGCGUUUUUCUCUUCACUACUACUCCACUCUCAUCUCCCUUCCUCCUCGCCACUCCUCUUUAAUUAAUUAAACUCCUUCCAACCCUGUCCUCGAUUACCUAAUAGCAGCUGUCGCUGCUGCCCCCCUCCCCAACAAAAACCAAGCAAAUUAGAGAGUGAAUUAAGGCGUUGGUUUGUCUUCCAGUUUAAUUUGGAAUUGGCCAUCAAUCUUUCUUUCCCUUUUCUUCUGCUCUUAAUCUGUUUCGGUUUUCAUAUUAAUUUAGUUCUCUGGCUAGCUUGGAUUUUGAUAAUCUCUCUCUCUCUCUCUCUCUCUCUCUCUCUAUAUAUAUAUAUAUAUAUAUAUAUAUAUAUAUAUAUAUAUAUAUGUGUGUGUGUGUGCGCGUGCAAGAAAUGGAAACAUAAAUUUGGGGUUGCUUCCUUCUUUUGCCCGCGUAUAAUUAUAUAUAUAUAUAUAUAUAUAAAAAAUCAGCGAAGAAAUCGCCAAAAUAGUAAGCUUGAUGGGCCUCUCUUACCAGUCAAUCAGUUUCUCCAUCUCUUCGCUUAAAUGAAUUGGUCGAUUGAGUUGCCCGCAGCCCGCUUCUCUCUCUGCCUAGCUAGCUAAGAAAAUUGAAUUCACUGAAAAACAGGAUACCGCUUACUCCUACCACUACUACUAAGUAGUAUCAUCGUCAUCGUCAUCGUCAUGAUGGACCUGAGUGGUAAAAAAAGCGCAACGCGGUCUGUGUUGGUGCCUUCGACAACUCAUCAGCGGCAGCACUCCAAUCUUGAACGCUUUCUUCAAUGUGUAACUCCAACUGCUCCUCCUAAAUUCCUUCCCGAGAGCUGCAUUCGUGAUCUAAAUAGCUUAUGGCAACCACCUGGUACUAAGGAUAUGGUUGAAUAUUUCACUUUGGGAGAUUUAUGGGAUUGCUACGAUGAAUGGAGCGCAUAUGGUGCUGGCACCCAAGUAGUGUUGAGCAGCGGUGACACCAUUAUGCAAUAUUAUGUCCCUUACCUGUCAGCCAUUCAGAUUUACAGCAAUAAGUCGGUGGUGGCUUCCAGGGACUCAAGAGAGUAUAAUGAUGUUGUCGAAUUUGAAAGUGAUUCUUGGAGCGAUGACAGCAUGAGUGAUAAACUGUCGAGGUCGCUAAGCAACAAUUCCAGCAAGACAUGGGAUACCAUUUCUGAAGAUUCAAGCUUUGACCAUGAGGGUUCUUUGUCAAUGAGGGAUAAGCUUGGCUCUCUGUCCUUUCAGUACUUCGAGAUAUCUUCUCCUUACUGGAGGGUUCCACUUUUAGAAAAGAUAACUGAAUUAGCCAGGAAUAAGCCGGGAUUAAUGACACUCAAGAAUGUGGAUCUUUCUCCGGCGAGUUGGAUGGCUGUUGCUUGGUACCCCAUAUAUCACAUUCCAUCUCAGGGAAAUGAGAAGGACCUGUCAUCAUGCUUCUUGACUUAUCAUACACUUUCAUCAUCUUUCCAAGAUUGCGUCAAUGAGGAUGGAGAGGGAAAUGUCUGUAUAUCCCUUCCUCCAUUCGGUCUGGCCACAUACAAAUUGCAAGGGAAUCUUUGGAUAAAUCCAGAGACAUCUGAUGAUGAAAGAAUGAUUUAUCUUGAAAGUGCUGCUGAUUCCUGGUUGAAGCAGCUAAAUGUCCACCAUCAUGAUUAUAGCUUUUUUACCAGCUGCCAGUACACCAUGUAAAUUAGUUUGUUCUCUAACUUGUUUCCCUCCCACCUAGGUUUGUUUUUCUCCAGUGAUCCAGCAACCACCAUGAAAACAGUCCCUCGUUGGCAGUUCUGAUAUUAACGUAUAACUUUAUUAUGCCCGCCUACUUUGGAUAGGCAUACAUGUAAAAGGUUUCAAAGUUAAAUGUAGUUUGAAGAAGCCAUGAAAGCGGUUCCCCAGUAUACAAUGGCUUGUUGAUCCAGAAAGUUUUGUUAGAGGGGGAGUUUGUUUUGUGGACUGAGUUGGUUUCCUUGGCAAAGAGGAAGAAGAGACUUAAAAAAAUGAGAGUUUGUGGAUCGGCAGCUUAGUUUCAGGAUGUCCAUUUUCUUAAUUUCUUAUUAUCUUGUAAUCUGAGCUUUGUAUCACAAGGAUCUGUUGCUAGUUUCUAAUGUGCAAAAGUGUUGUAAA
Populus trichocarpa (black cottonwood) is the source of this 2296-nucleotide messenger RNA. RefSeq lists its product as uncharacterized. The transcript has 6 exons. The record is from RefSeq and is a predicted model, not a curated record. Lineage: Eukaryota; Viridiplantae; Streptophyta; Magnoliopsida; Malpighiales; Salicaceae. The coding region runs from base 869 to 1864 and encodes 331 amino acids.